This is a messenger RNA of Silurus meridionalis, 3124 nucleotides long. RefSeq names its product interferon-induced protein 44-like. Lineage: Eukaryota; Metazoa; Chordata; Actinopteri; Siluriformes; Siluridae. The transcript has 10 exons. The record is from RefSeq and is a predicted model, not a curated record. The coding region runs from base 1974 to 2864 and encodes 296 amino acids.
GUUACCACGUCUGCAAUUUCUUCAGACAGCAAGUUAUAACAAAAGCAAACGUGAAAGUCUGUGUGAAACUGGGUAAAUCUGGCACAGAGAUGUUUGACAAGAGGAAGAACAUCACCGGAAACGGCGAGAGAUCAGGAAGAACUUCACUGAGCUCCACCCCCGAAAAUGUCGAAACCUUUCAGCAACUUGCGUAUAAUGAUUGUCGGCGACGAUCCACGUGAUCUCACUUCCUCACCCACCCUCCUCGCCAGAUUUGGCUCCUAUGGAUGUCUUCCUCUUCCCGAAGAUGAAGACAACUCGUAUACUGAGAUCCACUCUUCCAGGAAGGAUUUCUACUAGAUUUUGGAACAUGGCCAUGUGGAUUUCUGAUUAUUCAGCCAUAAGUAUCAGGCAUUGGUGUUGUAUAAGGAGGUCUGGAGAUUCCAGUUUAUCCCAAAGGUGUUCAGUGGGGUCGAGGAGGUCAGGGCUCUGUGCUGGACACUCAAAGUCCGCCAGCCCAAGCCUAAGACAAGUGUUUAUGUACCUCACUUAUUUAUUAGAGGUGCAACGGAUCGCAAUUGAUUCAUGAUCCGUAUGGACAAUCGCAGAAUCUUUCGAUGUUGUUUUUUAAGUCAUUUUGUAAAUACACAGAGUAUUCGUGUUCACGUGAAUGGGACAUGUUAAUCGGUCAACAACAAUGGCUAACGUAGGAGCAGAAGAACUUGAAAAGCAUCAUUCCAAUGGCAUGCAUGGGAGCAUUUCCUUGCUGUAACUGCCACAAAGUGGUGUGCUUUCUCCAGCAUGCACCUCUAGACUUGGAGAGGAUGCUCGAUUUCUAAAUAAUGUCAAUAAAUCAAAAUUCACCAUAUUUGCCCGCUUAAAGAAAAGAUAGCAUAUGAACCUGUACUGCAUUCUAUAAGUUGAGCACAGCAGAGUUUUUUUUUCUAAUUUCAUAAAUAAGACUUUUUUUUCUCCUAAACUGAAGUUCUUAUAUAAUUUUGCACAAUGUUUGAAGGUCCCCAAAGUUCAUGAGUUUUGCAGUACAUGCGGUGUACAAAUUGGAUGCGAACCCAAUAUCCAGUCUCUGGACUCAUAUCCCAAGAAAAAAUACAUUUUUCUACUUCUCUUUUAAUUCACCAAUUUGUUACCCAUUUACAUUUCCAAAAUUCAGCAGACCAUUUUAGGAAUUAAAUAAAUCUGCUCUAAAUCUGGUUUAUUUGAACCUGGAAGAAAAACACCAUUAGUUUAAUGUUGAGAGAAAAUAUAGUUAAAAAAGGGCAAUGUUUUUAAAGUACUUCAGAAAGAAGUAGGUCUUUAGAUCUAUAGAUACUAGAACAGAGUAGAGUCUCAGAGUAUUCCUUUCUUGAUGCACCUUGCUGGCCAGUGGCAUUUACAUCAGAUCGUUCCUGUAAAUUUUAAUAGGUGAGGCCUUACAGCAGAGCCAAAGAAAUGUGCAAUUAUCCAGGCUUUCACUUGGGCAAUGGAGCUGUUUGUGUUUUCAUGAAAAGAGAGUGCUAGAUACUGUCUAGAUAAAAAAAAGUUUCUAUGUGGGGGCCUGCAUCUGCAUUCUCAUGAUUUUUCUCUUUCUUUUGUUCUAAACACUAAAACUUUAGACAAAGACAAAGCAUCAUCUGUGAGCUUGUGAUGAUUCUCACCUGAGACUUGGUUUAUUUUUGGGCGGUAUCUAUGCAAAAUGUGUGUUGAGCAAUGAAAAAACAAACCAAAACAACAACACAAAGCACUAAAAAAAGUUACCCAUCCACCCGAGUCUUUAUCAUAUUAUUAUCUGAGCUUUAACAAGUUUCAUCAAGUUUUUUGUGACAAGAAUAGUUUCACUUUUGUUUUUUUCACAUACACAUAACUGUGCAUACAGGUGAAUAGAAUCUAAAUCAAGAAGGACUCCAGCAGGCAAAGUGACAUCUUUGUUUAAAGCUUUGGUAAUUAGUGAAAAAUUUUAGAUUCUGCAGAUUCAGAGACAGCCAACUGAAAGCAAGAUGGCCUUCUGGAAAUCCUUUCAGAAAUUUCCACAGGACAAACCCAAUUCUAAAGACGACCAAGCAGAUGGUGUCAUGUUUGACCAACCGUGGAGAAACAUAAAUUGGAUAAAAAGUGAGAUAGUGGAAGAGCUAAAAGAGUUUGCACUCUGCAAUCCCGAAGUCAAACAACUCAGAUUUCUGAUGGCCGGACCCAUUGGGGGUGGAAAAUCCAGCUUUGUGAAUUCCGUGAAUAGCGCAUUUCAAAACAGAGUUACGAACAUAGCAAUCAUGUCGACAACAACUAACACCAGCUGCACCACAGUAUACAAAAAUUACAAAAUCAAAAAUGGAACCGGUGGAACUUUAUCAUUUAUAUUCACUGACACUAUGGGCCUGGAAGACGGCCAGGAACAUGGAGCUCAUCCGGGUGAUUUGAAUAACGCAUUACAUGGCAACUUGCCAGAAUGCUAUAAGUUUAAUCCUCUCAGAUGUUUGACAUCUCAGGAUAUAGGCUACAUUAGCAAACCCUCAUUGGAAGAGAAGACACACUGCCUGAUCUGUGUUGUGUCAGGGAACAGCAUUUCUCAAAUGUCCAAUGAGGUCAUUAGCAAGCUAAAGCAAGUCUUUAAAGAAGCUACUGAGAUUGGAAUCCCUCAGGUUGUUAUCAUGACCACAAUUGAUCAAGUUUGUCCUCUGGUCAAGAAGGAUCUGCAAAACGUCUACAAAAGCAAGAAAAUAAGGGAGAAGAUGGCGGUAUGCAGUGACACCCUGUCAAUUCCUAUGACCUGCAUCUUUCCUGUAAAGAACUACCAUGAGGAGACAGAAACAAACGAUGACAUUGAUGUCCUCCUCCUGUCUGCACUGAAACAAAUCAUACAUUUUGCCAAUGAUUUCACCGAAGAGCUCUAAACUCUUCCUAAUAUAAAAAAAGUACUCCUUUAAAGUGUUGAUUCUGAUAAAUCAGUCAAAAAAAAUCUACUGUAUAAGUAAUAAAUCAGAGAAGAGGCAUUUAAAAGACAUAAAUAUGUACUAUUCGACCAUGUAAUAGUAUAAUAUUGAACACCCUGCUAUUUUGCAAGUUCUCCCACUUAGAAAUCAUGGAGGGGUCUGAAAUUGUCAUUGUAGGUGCAUGUCCACUGUGAGAGACAUAAUCAAAAAAAAAAAAAAAU